Messenger RNA from Podarcis muralis (Common wall lizard), 2897 nucleotides. RefSeq names its product caM kinase-like vesicle-associated protein. Lineage: Eukaryota; Metazoa; Chordata; Lepidosauria; Squamata; Lacertidae. Gene Ontology annotation, molecular function: ATP binding; protein kinase activity. Gene Ontology annotation, biological process: protein phosphorylation. The record is from RefSeq and is a predicted model, not a curated record.
UUAAUAAGGGACACUUGACAGCUAUGUUUGGAAUGUCCUGUCACAGCAAUUGGCCAGACGCCCUUUGGCAUUUCUGGCACAGCUGCAGCAUCCUUUCUUCUCUUUCCCAUGGCCAUCCUGCACCCAGCAGCCUCAGAGCAGCCACAGCAUCUUCUCACCCUUGCCUGGCGCACGUGGAAGUUGGCACUUGGCAGCAGGACAGAGCUCUUGGCCUCGCGUCUCUCACGCCACUGCUUUGCGGCUGCCCACCCUGUUAGCCCUUAACCCCUUCCUUCCCUUUGCUCUGCCUUCAGUGCCCCUGACGCACAUAAUAGCUAUGUACUUUUAAAGCACAUUUCCCCCCAAAGAAUGCUGGGAACUGUAGCUUAUUCUUCACAAAGCUAUAAUUCCCAGCACCCUUAACAAACGGCAGUUCCCAAGAUUCCCUGGGGUGUAGGGUGUGCUCUAAAUGCAUGGCACAUAUGCAGCCGGUGAGCAAGGGACAGUUAGCAGCUCCGACGAUUGUUGCUUUCGUUUUAGCCCAUACCCUGCCUGCCAUUUUGCCACAAGUGAGCAGGAAGAAGAGGAGCACGGCUUUUCCAAAAUGGCCUCCUAGGCUGCGAAGGAUCCAUGAACUGGCUGCUGGGAGAGACAAGCUGAAGGCCAGAGGGUAGUCCCUUCAGGACAGCACAGGCGGCAAAUGUCCAGCCAGCCUAUUUGGCAUCUUCAAUGCACCACAACCAUUCAAACUUGCCCGGGUGCCUCUGGACUUGGUUUGGUCAUUGCAUUUACUUCAUGCAAGAUCACAUUCACCCGGUGCUAUACCAGCUGCACUGGCUCCCGGUGGAGUACAGGAUCAGGUUUAAGGAAGGAGUUCUGUGAGAUUUGUGUGGCCCGCGAACGCCAGACAGACCGACUGUAUAUCUGCAAGAAGUUUCUCAAGAAAGACGGGCGCAAGGUGCGAAGGGCAGCCAAGAAUGAAAUCCUCAUCCUGAAGAUGGUGAGUCACCCCAACAUCUUGCAACUGAUUGACACCUUUGAGACGAGAAAGGAAUUCUACAUCAUCCAGGAACUGGCCACUGGUGGGGAUGUUUUUGACUGGAUCCUGGACCAGGGCUACUACACGGAAAAGGAUGCCAGCAAUGUUGUCCGGCAGGUGCUGGAGGCAUUGGCCUAUUUACAUAACCUGCACAUUGUUCAUCGCAAUCUCAAGCUGGAGAAUCUCAUGUACUACAACCAGAACAAUCGCUCCAAGGUGGUACUGCGGGAUUUUUACCUCUCACGCUUCGAGAACGGGGCCAUCACAGAACCAUGCGGGACCCCUGAAUAUUUGGCUCCUGAAGUGGUUGCUCGGCAACGCUAUGGACGUCCUGUUGACUGCUGGGCUGUUGGAGUUAUCAUGUUUAUUCUGCUGUCUGGGAACCCCCCGUUCUACGAUGACACAGAUGAUGAAAACAGCAACAGCCACAACCGCCGGAUAUUCCGCAAAAUUCUGGCUGGGGACUACGACUUUGACUCCCCCUAUUGGGAUGACAUCUCUCUUGCCGCCAAAAAGUUGGUGUCACAGCUUAUGGAAGUUGACCAGGACCAACGAAUCACUGCCCAGGAGGCACUGGGACAUAUCUGGAUAUCUGGAAACAUUGCCUCUGAAAAGAACCUCAAGGAAGGGGUCUGCGCCCAGAUUGAAAAGAACUUUGCCAAGGCCAAAUGGAGGAAAGCCAUUCGUGUUACUACAUUCAUGCAACGUCUCCGGGCUCCCGAUGUCAGUGGCCGUCUGCCCGUGACUCCGCGUUCCUCCAUGAGCGUUGCUCACGAGGUCACCAUUGAGGCACCCAGGCUGGCCAAACGUGUGGAGACUCCAUGCACACCGCAGGAGCAGCAGAGCAAGAUAGAGGAAGUCACAGAGGCAGAGGAAUAAUGGCCCCUGCUUCCCCGAUCCCAUAUUCUGAUGCCUUCUCUGCUCUUGGAAGGGGUGGGUGGGGUCUGUGGGACAGUAGUUAGGGUAGUUAUGGGGCAAGGAACUAGGGAGACCCUUAGCAGUGUUAUUCCCUCCCCCCACCCCUGCCAUUGGUCAGGAGCAAGAGCUAUUUGGUUUGGACAGACGGGCAACCAAAAGGAGAGAUGGACCCGACCCCACAGAGAUGUGUAUGGGAAGGGAGGACUGAGCAUAAGAAAUAUGGUAGGACAGGGUGGUGGUCAGCUACCCCACCCCCAGCUCCCUGGAAAAUGCACCUGUCUGAGCAGAAGGGGGGAGACUUCUUCCUAGGCCUUCCCCAGUAGUGGGUGCCAGCUGUGCUCCUUGCCAUAUUGCAUCCACCACCCCAGCGCAAAUGCGGAAUGCCUUGCAGAGUGACUGUCUCUCCCAGGCCUCACGGAUCCACAUCCCACACAUCUGCAUCCUUGCCUUUGCGAUGUCACAAUGGCUUCAGAGGAGUUCCCUUCCUCCACAAAGAAGCUGGAAGUAUGAGCCAAGAAGGGGAAACCUUGUCCUCCUAUUUGCGGGGGCCUUGGGAUAUGCCAAGCAUUUGCAAACAUCAGCCAAUAAUGGAAUGGGAAGCAGUUUCAGGCUAGUGAAGCAAGUGUUAGAGAAGAAUUCAUUCCAUGGAGAAAGGAUCUGUUUCCCAGCCUUUCCCUGUUCUAUUUGCCCAGUCCUGCAUUUCACUUUGAGCAGGGGCAGCAACAGCAGCCAGGUGGGAAACUUGUUACAGAUGACUGCCCUCCUGGUUUGGAUCCCCAACCUCAACCGGACUGUGCAAGGAGGGGCAAGAGAGGUGCAUGUCUAAGCCAGCUGCAUGUUUUAUGAAGAUGCUAUUUUAAUACAGAAACCUCCCAGCUGUCCCUCCCCUGGUGCUGUCUUUCCCCUCUCCUGGGGCAGCUCUGGGAAAUAAAAAAUAAACAGAGUCUCUGGUUAUUGAUGA